AUGUCGCAUGUAGCUCACGAAGCAUGUGGUGUCGAUGUUUUUCUUUGUUUUAAUCCCCAAUCGACGCAAUGUUCAUCCGUAGCAACGCUUAUCAAACAGCACUGUUCCACUCAAGAAAUCAUUUAUCGAGCAUCGGACAACAUUGAUUUCACUACGAAUUGGUACGAAUCGAUACCAAUUCAAAUUCUCCGCUCGAAAAUAUUCGUACCGAUCAUUGACGAGCAAUGGUACUCAUCAUUUUGGUGCUCAUGGAUGCUUUUAUUUGCAUUGGAACAUGACAGUAGUCAUAAUCUGCCAUUAAUAAUGCCUGUUAUUUUACCAUCAUAUGGUGAACGAGCAUCAGAAGCCUUAAUUGAAAAAUUAACAAAAAAAUACAAAGCAACGAUCCUUCUCAGUGAGCACGAGCCAAUUAAACAAUCACUUGAACCGUUGUUUAAACUUGUUGAAAUAACCAUCCAUACACCUGACUGGCUGUUAAAAAGCGACAAAUCCAAACGAUACGUCGACAGUGAACGUCCAUUGAUAUCCUCUGAGAUUAAUUUCUUAAACGAAAUGCGACAUAAAGAAAUCUUAUUGAUGAAAGAAUUAUCUUUACAACAAGAACAGAAAUUACCUCCAUCGAAGAAAUCUUCCAUGAAUCAACAUGUAGUAUUGUCUAUCCCAUACGAACAAUUAUCGGCAUUUGUAUUCUCUGCGAUCUAUGAAAACUUCCAUAUAACAUGGUUUGAUGUAGUUACUAUCGAUCAACGUCAGUAUUUCACAUUUAUUUGGAAUGAUAAUCAUCUCUUUCAAAAUCGUACGUCGGUUCUGUUUUACGAUCUCAAUCCGGCACAAUUCCAUGAAAUAACCUUGAAGAUGAAUCGUUCCGAAUUCGACUUAAUUCAUUUUGAUGUCUAUUGUCACAAGAAUGAAAAUAUGUUUCGUUACAUUUGUCUGUUCUUACGUCAUGAAUCGAAUAAAUCCUUCAAUAAGUUAUAUACACCUGUGAUUGAAUAUCGAUGGUUAAAUGAAAAGAAAUGCAAUGCAGUGAACAUCCGUCCAUUGUUAUUAUGUGGAAAUCUGUAUUAUUCAAAUUUAUUUACAUCGAAAGGUUACGAUCACAAUCGAUACCAUCGUAUAAAUCUAACGGAAAAUGAAUUACUUGAAGAACAUACGAAAGCGUUGAUCGAUAAUUUCAAGUUAGUUGAUUUGAAAGUUUAUCAUUUGAACAACGGCGAUUAUCGGUUUAUUGCUCUGUGGACAAAAGAACAAGAAGGUUCGUCGAUGGUUGUACUUGGUUUAACAUACCAUGAACUGAUCGAGCGAUUGAAUGAAAAACAAAUACGACCGAGUAUUAUCGCCAACUAUGGCUUAUUAGUUGAUGGACAACAAUGUUUUGCACUAGUUUGUAAUCAAUAUGACACUAUUCGAUGA
Messenger RNA from Adineta ricciae, 1413 nucleotides. The record is from the annotation of a GenBank genome assembly. NCBI's taxonomy places the organism in Eukaryota, Metazoa, Rotifera, Eurotatoria, Adinetida, Adinetidae.